AUGCCUGAAAAGGAGUCAAUCAAUAUCAUCUUCUACGAGGACAAGAACUUCCAGGGUCACUCCUAUGAGUGCAGCAGCGAAUGCUCUGACCUGCAUUCCCACUUCAGCCGCUGCAACUCCAUUAGAGUGGACAGCGGUGAUUGGAUGGUCUAUGAGAGACCCAACUACAUGGGCUACCAGUACUUCCUGAGGAGGGGCGACUAUCCAGACUACCAGCGCUGGAUGGGAUUCAACGACUGUGUGCGAUCCUGCCGUAUGAUUCCUGUGCACCAAGGCUCUCACAAAAUGAUGAUUUACGAACGCCCAGAGUUUGGAGGCCAAAUGAUGGAGCUGACCGAUGACUGCCCUUCCCUGCAUGAACGCUUCCAUUGGAACGACAUCUACUCCUGCAACGUGAUGGACGGUUACUGGAUCUUCUACGAGCAUCCCAAUUACAGGGGACGACAGUACCUGAUGCGCCCUGGUGAAUACAGGAGGUUUAAUGAUUGGGGAGGCAUGAGUUCUAGGGUGGGAUCCAUCAAACGUAUCACUAUGUGA
Morone saxatilis (striped sea-bass) is the source of this 537-nucleotide messenger RNA. RefSeq names its product gamma-crystallin S-1-like. Gene Ontology annotation, biological process: visual perception; lens development in camera-type eye. Lineage: Eukaryota; Metazoa; Chordata; Actinopteri; Moronidae. The transcript is spliced from 3 exons. Gene Ontology annotation, molecular function: structural constituent of eye lens. The record is from RefSeq and is a predicted model, not a curated record. The coding region runs from base 1 to 537 and encodes 178 amino acids.